Aspergillus calidoustus is the source of this 1605-nucleotide messenger RNA. The record is from the annotation of a GenBank genome assembly. NCBI's taxonomy places the organism in Eukaryota, Fungi, Ascomycota, Eurotiomycetes, Eurotiales, Aspergillaceae.
AUGGCACCAAGCACCGUUUUGAACGGCUCCAGCGAACCGACGUCGCCAAACGGCCAUGCGAAUGGGUUUAGCCACGCGAACAAGGUCAAAGCUGGCCUGGAACCAGUAGCAGCACCAACUGCCCCAGGACUGGACAUCCUCAGUCAGCUAUAUUGCGAGAACAUCACGGCCAAGAUUCUGCGAGUGGCUGAAAGCUGCCUGGAAAAUAAUGACCUUCCGACCUUCUACCCCGAACUCGUCCCCCAAUCCGGCGAGAACAAAGGCCAGUACAGCCGUCGGCCAAUGCAGUUCUGGACAUGCGGCUUUUUCCCCGGCAGUAUCUAUCUCCUCCUCGAGCGAGCCAUGAAAUACCCCGAGACCAUGCGGCCCCGUCACUCGCAGCUUCGCACCGCCCAACUCCGCGAGACCCUGCGCGCCAUCGGCCACAAGUGGUCCGAGCCUCUGCAUAGCACGGCGUACCGGACAGACACCCACGAUCUGGGCUUCAUGAUCAUGCCGCAUAUGCGAGCACGGUGGGAGCUUCUCCACGACGACGCGGCGCUGAGCACCAUCUGUACCGCGGCGGCGAGCCUAUACUCGCGCUUCAACGCCCGAGUCGGUGCAAUCCGCUCGUGGGAUCACCUCACCUUCCAGCGGAAUGUCGAUAUUCGAGACACCGAGGCCAACUUCCUCGUCAUCAUCGACUCGCUCUGUAACCUAGAGCUCCUUUUCUAUGCGGCAGCUCACACGGGCUAUGAAUUCCUCGCCAAUGCGGCGAUGGUCCAUGCAAAGACCUUGCUAAAGACUCACCUUCGCCGCGAGACUCCGGCCGAUUGGACGUCGGGCAUUCACGGCUAUGAUGGGCCACUCUAUAGCACCUGCCACGUCGUCAACUUCUCGCCGGAAACCGGCGAGGUCAAGGAGACUCGGACUGCGCAGGGGUACACCCCCGAGUCGACCUGGUCGCGCGGCCAGGCGUGGGCGAUUCUCGGAUACGCACAGGCUUACUCGUGGACAAAGGACGAGACGUUUCUGUCUGCCGCCUGUGGUCUCGCAGAGUACUUUAUCUAUCGACUAGAAAAUGCACCAGACUGUGUAGACGAGCUUGCAGAGCCCGAAUCGGACCCAGACCGAGACCCAGACUUGACGGGCAAUUCGACCGAGCCAAAACGAACAGGGCGAUACGUCCCGCUCUGGGACUUUGACGCACCCAUCCAAGACCCCCAGGCACCAAUCCGCGACGUGUCCGCCGGCCUGAUUGCGGCAAACGGGCUGCUCGUCCUCUCGCAGGCGCUGACCUGGCGCGGCCGACACGCGCAAGCGAGGUGGUACGCGGAUAGCGCGAUUCGGAUUGUCGGCGACACUCUUACUCUCGCGACGGCCCGCGACCAGGCAUGUCUCAUACCGGAUCCAGUUGGUGGUAUCGAGGGGGUGGCGGUGUGUGAGAGUGGAAGUGGGAGUGAGGCACUGGCAGACUGCAAGCCCUUUGCAAGCAUUCUGACAAGCUCGACGGUGAGCUGGAACGAGCAGAACAUCAACGCCAGUGCGAAUCACGGGCUUGUGUAUGCGGACUACUACCUGCUUGAGUUUGGGAAUCGGUUACUGGGGUUGGGAUUUAGAUCGUGA